Messenger RNA from Cylindrotheca closterium, 768 nucleotides. The record is from the annotation of a GenBank genome assembly. Lineage: Eukaryota; Bacillariophyta; Bacillariophyceae; Bacillariales; Bacillariaceae.
AUGCCUGAUAAAACGGCUCAUCAUGCUUUUGGAUCGUAUCGACACUCCUCCACGCGAUAUUCCAAAGAUGGAGUAGAUACUCGAUUCCAACAAAAUGACCACACCACCACCACAAAUGAUUCAAAGUCGUCUCUGCCAUUGAACAAGAAGAAGGUCUGCAAACGAAACAAUACAGUCCGUCUCCCCAAGCACUCGGAAAUCGUUGCUCUCGAUUGUGAAAUGGUUGGUGUUGGUGAAAAGGGACGAACAUCGUCUGCUGCAUGGAUUACCAUAAUUGAUUUUUUUGGUAACACUAUUUUGGACCAACAUAUUUCCCAAGACGAACCCGUCACCGAUUACCGUACCGAAAUUUCCGGUAUCACGGAACAAGACCUACAGGCGGCAACCAUCACUCUCAACGAAUGCCGCGAAUUGGUUCUCAACAUUCUUCAAGGCCGUAUAUUGGUGGGCCACUCCUUGAAAUCGGACUUGAACGCAUUGGGAAUUGCCCAGCACCAUCAUCCCUGGUGGUUAAUUCGGGACACCACUCGAUACACUCCGUUUCUACAAGACCGCAAUAGGAGUCUCAUGCCACGGAAACUGAGGGAUCUAGCCAAGGAAUACUUGCAUCGAGACAUCCAAGUGCCUGGCAUGGCUCACUCCCCCUAUGAGGAUGCCCUUGCAUCAUUGGACCUGUACAAGAGUGUCCGACCGAAAUGGGAGGCUGUCAUGAUAUUCAAGGUGAAAAAAACUCGAAAAAUACAACGAGAGCAACAGACACGUCAAUAG